GCGCUCCUGUCAUUCUGCGGCCCCUCCGGCUUCCUUCUGCCUGUGCUGUCUUCAACGUCUCCUUAGUUCGGGCGGCGCUUCGCUUUCCGCCUCCGGAGCUUCCCGCCGCCGCUCCGGCCUCCGGACCUGGCAGGAGACGGCCGCUCGGCUCUGACUCGGCGCCCCAGCCUGGCUGCGGACGCCCCGGACCGCCGCACCCUCUGCCUCCUUGUGGUGCGUUGUCGGAUCUCCAGGGUUCGCGAGGCGGGACUGCCUCCGCCUCAGGCACUGGGCCCGGUGAGGCGACCCCCGCGGUUUCUCCAGCUUCCCUGAUCUGUUGAAAAAUAGUCAAGAUUAUAAAAUUUAGAUGACCAAAAUGGAUAUCCGAGGUGCUGUGGAUGCUGCUGUCCCAACCAAUAUUAUUGCUGCCAAGGCUGCAGAAGUUCGUGCAAACAAAGUGAACUGGCAAUCUUAUCUUCAGGGGCAGAUGAUUUCUGCUGAAGAUUGUGAGUUUAUUCAAAGGUUUGAAAUGAAAAGAAGUCCUGAAGAGAAGCAAGAGAUGCUUCAAACUGAAGGCAGCCAGUGUGCUAAAACAUUUAUAAAUCUGAUGACUCAUAUCUCCAAAGAACAGACCGUUCAGUAUAUUCUAACUAUGGUUGAUGAUAUGCUGCAGGAAAAUCACCAGCGUGUUAGCAUUUUCUUUGACUAUGCGAAACGUAGCAAGAAUACUGCGUGGCCUUAUUUUCUGCCAAUGUUGAAUCGCCAGGAUCCUUUUACUGUUCAUAUGGCAGCAAGAAUUAUUGCCAAGUUAGCAGCUUGGGGAAAAGAAUUGAUGGAAGGCAGUGACUUAAAUUACUAUUUCAAUUGGAUAAAAACUCAGCUGAGUUCACAGAAACUGCGUGGUAGCGGUGUUGCUGUUGAAACAGGAACAGUCUCUUCAAGUGAUAGUUCUCAGUAUGUGCAGUGUGUUGCUGGGUGUCUGCAGCUGAUGCUCCGGGUCAAUGAGUACCGCUUUGCCUGGGUGGAAGCAGAUGGGGUAAACUGCAUAAUGGGAGUUUUGAGUAACAAGUGUGGAUUUCAACUCCAGUAUCAAAUGAUUUUUUCAAUAUGGCUCCUGGCAUUCAGUCCUCAAAUGUGUGAACAUCUGCGACGGUAUAAUAUCAUUCCUGUUCUGUCUGAUAUCCUUCAAGAAUCUGUCAAAGAGAAAGUAACAAGAAUCAUUCUUGCAGCAUUUCACAACUUUUUAGAAAAGUCAACUGAAAGAGAAACUCGCCAAGAAUAUGCUCUGGCCAUGAUUCAGUGCAAAGUUCUGAAGCAGUUGGAGAACUUGGAACAGCAGAAGUACGAUGAUGAAGAUAUCAGCGAAGAUAUCAAAUUUCUUUUGGAAAAACUUGGUGAGAGUGUCCAGGACCUUAGUUCAUUUGAUGAAUACAGUUCGGAACUUAAAUCUGGAAGGUUGGAAUGGAGUCCUGUGCACAAAUCUGAAAAAUUUUGGAGAGAGAAUGCUGUGAGGUUAAAUGAGAAGAAUUACGAACUUUUGAAAAUCUUAACAAAACUUUUGGAGGUGUCAGAUGAUCCACAAGUCUUAGCUGUUGCUGCUCAUGAUGUUGGAGAAUAUGUGCGGCAUUAUCCACGAGGCAAACGGGUCAUCGAGCAGCUCGGUGGGAAGCAGCUGGUAAUGAACCACAUGCAUCAUGAGGACCAGCAGGUCCGAUACAAUGCUCUGCUGGCCGUGCAGAAGCUCAUGGUGCACAACUGGGAGUACCUGGGCAAGCAGCUGCAGUCCGAGCAGCCCCAGACCGCAGCCGCCCGCAGCUGAGCGCCUCUCCGGCCUCCCCUUCCGCCGCAGAGGGACCUGGGCGGGGGGGCAGCCUCUGUGUUUAGGGCCAAGAGUAAAUACUUUUCAUUUUACUUGUAAUUUCCUUCUGUUAUGUAGCUUUUCCAGAUAUUAAUUUCUGAAAAUAGUGUUUGCUUGUUAAGUUGUAUAAAAAAGCAGGUGUAUCCAAGGCAAAUAUUACUGUUACAUAUACUGCUUGCAAUUUCUGUAUUUAUUGUUCUCUGGAAAUGAAUAUAGUUAUUAAAGGAUUCUCACUCCAAA
This is a messenger RNA of Lemur catta (Ring-tailed lemur), 2077 nucleotides long. RefSeq names its product ATPase H+ transporting V1 subunit H (gene ATP6V1H). The coding region runs from base 347 to 1798 and encodes 483 amino acids. Gene Ontology annotation, cellular component: lysosomal membrane; vacuolar proton-transporting V-type ATPase, V1 domain. The record is from RefSeq and is a predicted model, not a curated record. Gene Ontology annotation, molecular function: proton-transporting ATPase activity, rotational mechanism. Gene Ontology annotation, biological process: proton transmembrane transport. NCBI's taxonomy places the organism in Eukaryota, Metazoa, Chordata, Mammalia, Primates, Lemuridae. The transcript has 14 exons.